AUGGACGAGAGCAUGGAGACAGAUGGACCCAGAUCAUCCAUGCCACCUGAGCUUCAACAUCCUCACUCCAAGUUCUCUCAGUGGAAGUUCAAGCUUUUUAGGGUUAGGUCAAUGGAGAAGGCGCCGUUGCCCAGCGAAGCGCAGCUUGGGGCCGCAAAGUUGUCGGCGGUCAUGCCUCCUGCCGCUCCAAUUACAGACUCAGACAACAGUGCGGGACCAUGCAGUGCUACAAAACUGAGUCUUGGGGGCAAAAGCAAGGAGAAUGAUGGUCCGGGACAGAGGGUGGAUAUGAAGCUGCAGGAAAUGGAGACCCACAUGAGCCAUCUCAGGGGUCUGUGCCGCCUUUGUGGGAAAAGCUUGACAAAAAUAAAAGGUCUACCUCACAACGUUCACGCCGACCUGGACGUGCCAUGCAAAAUGGCGCUUCGUAGAAUGGGCUGCAAGUUCACGAGCUGGCCCCAGAUCAUUCUUAAAGUCUUCAAAGUAGAUGUGAGAAAGGACACAGAGUCUGUCCAUCCUCCAUUCUUCUGCAGCUGCUGUCGCAUGGUGGUGAUCCGAGGCGGGGGAUUUUGCAGCUUUACCAAAACCAGAGUCCCUACCUGGAGACCCCACAAUCCCCACUGCCUGCUUUGCUUUCCCAAGAAACAAGAGUUUCAGAAGGCAAGGACAAAGAAGAGACGGGCCGUGACGAAACUGAAUCCUCUGCCUAAAAAGGUGAAGCUGGAUAUCAGCAGCAAUGUCAUCAAGAGCCACGGAAUCCUGGUCCCUUUUGGGCAUCGUCACAGUCCUGUUCUCAGUGCCUGGAAGAGUGCCCGGAUCCAAAGAGAGCACUGGGCAAGAAGCGUCACCCAGUGCCAAGAUGACCACCUGGGAAAGGAGCUCCUCGCAGAGAAACUUCCUAAUGACUUUCUAGCUUCCCUCACCUGCCUAGUUUGUGACCACCUGCUCUCUGACCCAGUUCAGUCUCCCUGUGGGCACCUUUUCUGCCGCAGCUGUUUUAAAAAAUACAGCAAAGUUGUGGGAGAUAACUGCCCCGCCUGCAACCAGGCCUGCGACCCAGAUGACCUCACCCUUCCGGCUAAAAGCUUCCUCUUAGCGCUAAAUUCUCUCCCCCUGCUGUGUCCUAAAGGUGACUGUGGCCGCCAAGUUCGGCUCGAUUCAUUUAAAGCCCAUUGGCAGAACCACGAGGACCUAAAAAAUGAAGCCAACGAAAUGCCUUCGGUGAACAACAAGUACCUGCUGGUCAAUAAAGGUGGGAGACCUCGGCAGCAUCUGCUAUCGCUCACUCGUCGCGCCCAGAAGCAUCGACUGAAAGAUCUGAAGAACCAGGUGAAGUCCUUCGCAGAGAAAGAAGAGGGCGGCGACCUGAGGUCCGUGUGUCUGACGCUCUUCCUGCUCUCGCUGAGAUCCUGGAAUGAACAUCGGCUGGCAGAUGAGAUUGAGGCCAUGAUGCAAGGCAAAGGAUUUGGGUUGCAUCCCGCGGUGUGUUUGGCCAUUCGGGUCAACACGUUCUUGAGCUGCAGCCAGUAUCACAAAAUGUAUCGCACCGUCAAAGCCACCACUGGCCGCCAGAUCUUUCAGCCCCUGCACACCCUCAGAGCAGCCGAGAAGGAGCUUAUCCCGGGAUUCCACCAGUUUGAAUGGCAGCCGUCGCUUAAAAACGUCUCCGCGGAGUGCAGCGUCGGCAUCAUUAAUGGACUCUCAGGAUGGACUUCCUCCGUGGAUGAAUCUCCAGCUGACACCAUCACUCGGCGUUUUCGCUAUGAUGUUGCCCUGGUGUCAGCGCUAAAGGAUAUGGAGGACGAGAUCUUAGAGGGGCUGAGGGAGAGUGGAAUUGAAGACAGUGCUUGCUCGGCCGGCUUCAGUGUUCUGAUAAAAGAAUCUUGUGACGGCAUGGGAGAUGUGAGCGAAAAGCACGGUGGCGGACCAGCCGUGCCCGAGAAGGCCGUGCGUUUCUCCUUCACUGUGAUGUGCAUUUCUGUGUUGAAAGACAAUGACGAGAAAGAGGUGGCCAUUUUCACAGAACCCAGGCCCAACUCAGAACUGUCCUGCAAGCCCCUUUGUUUGAUGUUUGUCGAUGAAUCGGACCAUGAGACGCUCACCGCCGUGCUGGGGCCAAUCGUUGCUGAGCGUAACGCAAUGAAGGAAAGCCGGCUCAUCCUAUCCAUCGGAGGCCUUCAGCGCUCCUUCCGCUUCCACUUCAGAGGAACAGGAUAUGAUGAGAAAAUGGUGAGAGAGAUGGAAGGCCUGGAAUCCUCCGGCUCCGCCUAUAUUUGCACUCUGUGCGACUCCAGUCGUGCGGAAGCCUCUAAAAACAUGGUUCUACACUCCAUCACCCGAAGCCACAGCGAGAACCUGGAGCGUUAUGAAAUAUGGAGAACCAAUCCGUUUUCUGAGUCGGUGGAGGAGCUCCGAGACAGAGUCAAGGGGGUGUCUGCUAAACCCUUCAUGGAGACUCAGUCCACACUGGAUGCCUUGCACUGUGACAUUGGCAAUGCCACAGAGUUCUACAAAAUAUUCCAGGAUGAAAUCGGAGAGGUUUUUAAAGUGGACAAUCCCAGCCGGGAGGAACGGCGCAGCUGGAGGGCGGCACUGGACAAAGAGUUGAGGAGGAAGAUGAAGCUGAAACCUGUGAUGAGAAUGAACGGGAACUACGCCCGAAGGCUAAUGACUCUGGAGACAGUGGAGGUUGUGUGCAACCUGGUGCCCUCAGAAGAGCGGAGGGAGGCCCUGAGGGAGCUCAUGCGGCUGUAUCUCCAGAUGAAGCCAGUGUGGCGGGCAACCUGCCCAGCCAAAGAAUGCCCGGACCAGCUGUGCCGCUACAGCUUCAACUCACAGCGCUUUGCUGACCUCCUCGCCACCACCUUCAAAUAUAGGUACAACGGCAAGAUCACCAAUUACCUCCACAAAACCCUGGCUCACGUCCCCGAGAUUAUCGAGAGAGACGGCUCCAUCGGAGCCUGGGCGAGCGAGGGGAACGAGUCGGCAAACAAAUUGUUCCGACGUUUCCGGAAGAUGAACGCGCGACAGUCCAAAGCGUUUGAACUAGAGGACGUGCUGAAACAUCACUGGCUGUACACGUCAAAGUACCUUCAGAGGUUCAUGGAGGCCCACAAGGACUCGGCCAAAACUCUGACAACAGCGUUUGAGCAAGUUGAAGUACAGGAGAGCGAAGAUGUGUCUAUGGAGGUUACAGACAUGUGA
Synchiropus splendidus (mandarinfish) is the source of this 3204-nucleotide messenger RNA. RefSeq names its product recombination activating 1 (gene rag1). Gene Ontology annotation, molecular function: sequence-specific DNA binding; metal ion binding; ubiquitin protein ligase activity. Gene Ontology annotation, biological process: adaptive immune response; V(D)J recombination; pre-B cell allelic exclusion. Gene Ontology annotation, cellular component: endodeoxyribonuclease complex; DNA recombinase complex; nucleus. The transcript is spliced from 3 exons. The record is from RefSeq and is a predicted model, not a curated record. The coding region runs from base 1 to 3204 and encodes 1067 amino acids. Lineage: Eukaryota; Metazoa; Chordata; Actinopteri; Syngnathiformes; Callionymidae.